Molecule: messenger RNA, 1955 nt
Organism: Durusdinium trenchii
Lineage: Eukaryota; Dinophyceae; Suessiales; Symbiodiniaceae
Source: the annotation of a GenBank genome assembly
GAGGACGCUGCAGAAAACAUACCUGCAACCAACAUUCCGGUGGAGGAUCCUGCAAAAGACUCACUGCCAUCCCCCGGACACCCAGAGGAUCUGCGGCAGCGGGUCGAAGGGCUUGAGCGACUGGUGCUGGAUUUGCAGGUAUCGCUGCGGGCAAAGGAAAGUGCUCUUCAAGAUUGGGAAUCUCGGUUUCAGGUAACAGGCAAAGAAAAUGGCGAGCAGUAUGAGCAAGAGAAGCAGAGGUCAAGCCCUGACUCAAUGCAACGGGAACUUGUGACCUUGCGCCAAAACAACUUGACUCAGAAGGAGUUGCUGGGUCAACUUCAAAGUAAGCUGGAGGUGCAUCAUCGCAAGGCCGCUGAAUGUGAGGCCGUUUUACAAGAAGCUAGCAGCAUGGAACGGCGCAACAAGGACUUUGGUGAUUUGCUUGCAUCGCUGCAAUCAAAGGUAAAAGAAAUGAAGGCAGAGAAAUCUGACGGAGCUGCUUUGCCCAAGACAGGAGCUCACAAAGAUGCCCCGAGCGAGCUUGCCCAGGAGCAGGAGAUGACUUGGUUCUUCUCUCCAUUUUCCCUGCGUCACCCCCCCAAAAAAGAAAACCUUUGCGGAGAGCACAGAUAAGAAUCAGAAGGCGCCAAGAAUUGCCCCUCCAGAUAUGGGCCUUUGGCGCUUUUCGCAGGCUGAAACAAAGCUGGUAGCUGUCAUCGGCGGAACCGUACAGGUCGCACCUGCAGCUCCACAGCGUGAUUGGUUGAAUUCUUUUUCAUCCUCAAGCAGGGAGACUGCUCCACCCGUGCAUCUCAAUGAGCAAGCCGGCAUGGUUGCCCCAAAACCUGCUGAGGCUCGAGUGCGGUCAUCAUCCCCCCACACAUUUCCCUUGCUUCGGCGGCCGGGGUCGCUGCUAGUGCAAGGCACUUCACCACGGCCUUUGUCGCCCUCACCUUCACCUCGUCCAAGAUCGCCCAGUCCAAAUCUCCUUCCCACACCGCGGGUGCUUCAGAACUGUGUGAACGUGGCGAAUGGUGUCAAACCGUCCCUUCGAACUGGCUCUCCUCACGUGUCGAGUCGAGCGGCUUCUCCUCCGGUGCCUUCUCAAGUGCCUUCUCCACGACCAAUGGCUUCGAGGCCGCUGAUGUGGCAGGCUCCACAGCCAGUUCCUGGCGGGGAAGCUUCUCUUGGAAGGAUGCAGGCUCAGCCUUGGCACUCUUGGCAACCCCCCAGACAGCAAUCGCCACCACGACCUAGGCCCGAAGCACCUCUCCAAAUUCAGCGGCCUUUGCCCCAAUUCCCUCAAAAGCCUCAGCUCCAGGCCACGGCCACAGCGGUGACUGCCAGUCCUUUUGUAUCCCCUCACUGCCACGGCGGUCCCAGAUUGAUCGCGACACCGAUGCGAAGGAUGCCUCCAAGCUUGGCAACAUCCCAGGAUACUCCUCGUACACAACCAAGACAAACACCAAGGCCAAUCCCAACACCUCAGCAGAUACAGGCUGUCACACCGUUACUCGCACCUGUUACACCAGUGCAGACUCAGAGGGGCACGGUGCAGCCGCCCUUUCCGCCGUUUAUCAUUGCCCAACACAACCUGAAGACCCAGAUUCCGUGCAUUUCUUUGCGAGCAGGUACUCCUACCUCAAGAGUUCCACUACAUUCGCAAGUCGUUCGAGAACAGCCACCAAAUGGACCAAGUGUCUUAGGUGACCUCACCAAAGACGACAGGCCCUCUCGUGAAGGUAGCUCUAUGCCGGAGAAGCUUGGGGAUGAGGACCGUGAGCUGGCCAGAGUACCUGCGCCGGCAACACCUCCAACACCGCUGGUCCCCUUCGCACCCUCCGUCCCAGCAUGGGAAAAGAUGACUCCAAGACGUGUGCCGCAAGUGCAAGUCUGAGAGCCUUUGAUCCCUGGGAGCGCCAAAGUACGCGCUCUCAAUAGUUAAGCGGCAGCGAAAAAAGCAAUCUAUCCCA